AUGGCGUUCGUAAGCGCUGUAACCGGUGAUGACUCCACGAAGAAAUUUAUGGAAGUCCUUCAAAAUGAUUUCAAGACUUUGAGUUUGGAGACGAAGAAGAAAUAUCCUCAGAUAAGAGAGGCCUGUGAUGAAGCCAUUGAAAAGUUGUCAUUGGCUGCCAAUAACCCUCAGGCCUCACUAUAUGGAGUGGUGAAUCAGAUUUUGUAUCCUUUGGUACAAGGAUGUGAAUCCAAGGAUCUCAAGAUUAUAAAGUUCUGCUUAGGAACAAUUCAACGUCUAAUUGCACAGCAAGGUAUAGACGCCAAAGGAGCUAGACAUGUGGUAGACUGCCUGUAUAACCUGGGGCAGGGUGGAGUACUGGAGUUGAAGCUUCUACAGACCGCUGCACUGUUGAUGACUACAUCUGAUUUGGUGCAUGGAGACACUUUAGCUAGGACAAUGGUCAUGUGUAUGCGAAUGGUGUCACCAUCAGAGAAUCGUGACGUAAGCACCAGCCACGCUGCCGCUGCCACAGUUCGACAACUAGUAGCUUUGGUGUUUGAGAGAGCUCUCGCUGAAGCUGAUGGUGUAUUGAAAGUAAAUCCUGCUGAUAUCAGACCACAGACGAACAAUAAAGCUCCAAAGGACCUAAAACCAUGUGCAGUCGACGCUUACUUAAUAUUACAGGACAUUAUCCAGCUGAUCAACGGCGACUCGGCUCACUGGUUGGUUGGUAUAUCAGACGUGCCGAAGACCUUCGGACUCGAACUCCUCGACACGGUUCUCACUGACUUCUCACCUGUAUACUUUAAAAUACCAGAGUUCAGAUUCCUGUUGAAAGAGCAUGUCUGCGCUCUUAUAAUAAGAUUAUUCUCACCGAAUGUUAAAUACAGGGCGGCGUUCACGGCGCUGCACAUCCCGGGCGCGGGCAGCACGGCCACGCCGCCCGUGGCGGAGCGCCCGCACUUCCCCGUCACCAUGCGCCUGCUCCGGCUCGUCUCCGUCAUCGUGCACAAGUACCACAGCAUAUUGAUAACAGAAUGCGAGAUCUUCCUGUCAUUGACGAUAAAGUUCCUCGACCCAGAUAAACCGAUGUGGCAAAGAGCGUUAGCUUUAGAAGUAUUACACAAAAUGACUAUCCAACCCAAUCUGUUAAAAGCCUUCUGCGAGUGUUACGACAUGAAGCCUCACGCCACAAACAUUUUCCAGGACAUAGUGAACGCUCUCGGCGCCUAUGUACAGAGUUUGUUCGUCGCCUCUAAUGUGAAUACUCCGUCUGGUUCAGCUGGUAUUCCUCAGCAGUCUGGGUUUUACUGGAAGGGGGUAUGGUUACCGCUCUGCGUCACAUUUGAGCCAGGAACUGCUAAAUCUGUAUAUAUAGAGAUGCUGGACCGCACGGAAGCGCCAACGAUACAGGACGGAUACGGCAUCUCCGUAGCGUACGCCUGUCUCAUGGAAAUUAUCAGGUCCAUAGCCAUCAGCGUAGAAGGUGCUGAAUACUUCAGACUGCAAGAAAUGUAUGAAGACAUACAGAACGAUACAGAAGAAAGAGAAGUCAAUUCAAACAAAAACACCAAUGGUAAAGAAGUGGAAACAAAACCAGACACAGUAGUAACCAACAAUGCUCAGAACGGCGAAGCUGAUCAGAACUCAAAUGUGGUGCAAAAGAUAGAGGAUGAGGUACAAGAGAAAGAGAAAGAGCUGAGAUUGCAGCUUCUUAAAUCAUCAUGGUGUGGACUAGUAUGGGGUCUAUCAGUAUUGGCUGAAGCGAGUAUUGGAGAACUAGAGAGUAUACUACGAGCAAUACAGACACUUGCCAGAGUUAGUGGGAAGACGGGGCACGCGAAGGGUCGCGACGCGUGCGUGUCGGCGCUGUGCCGCUGCGCGCUGCCGGCGCAGUACGUGGUGCCGGCGCUGGGCGCGCUGGGCGCGCUGCCGUGCCCCUGGCGCCGCGAGCCGCCGCCGCCGCCCGACCCCGACUACCGCCACCAGGUCGUGUGGGUGGGCACGCCGCUGCCCUCCGCCGAGCUGCCCAGCGGUCAACAGCAAUCGUUCGUGAUGGUAACCUCUCGACACGUGACUGCAAUGAAAGCAUUGCUGUGCGCUGCACAAAGGGAUGGCGACACGAUACAACAAGCGUGGUUGCCUGUGCUCACUACUUUACAACAUUUAGUAUGGAUCCUGGGGUUGAAGCCGUCCACUGGGGGCAGCAUGAAGGCUAGCCGAGCCAGCGCCGACGCCAACGCGGUCAUGAGCACCUCCGCCGUCAUGGCUGACCUACCGGGGCAGCAAGUUCCCGUAGCGGAGUCACUGGGAGUCAUGAGCGCUUUAUCAGCCAUGUUGUCACGCGUCUUCGAGUCGUCCAAGAACCUCGAUGAUGUAGCUCUUCAUCAUUUAAUUGACGCGCUGUGCAAGUUAUCCAACGAGGCCAUGGAGUUGGCGUAUUCAAAUAGAGAACCGUCAUUAUUCGCAGUGGCAAAGUUACUAGAAACCGGCUUAGCUAAUAUGCACAGGAUUGAAGUGAUGUGGAGGCCUAUCACCAAUCAUCUGUUAGAGGUUUGUCAACAUCCCCACAUACGGAUGCGAGAGUGGGGAGUAGAAGCUAUUACUUAUCUUGUUCAAGCAGCCUUCCAAUAUCAUCAUAAUAACCCAGUUUUGGUUACGGAGGCCCGCGAGCGUCUGCUGCUGGAGCCGCUGUCGGAGCUGUGCAGCGUGCGGCAGUGCGACGUGCGCGCGCGCCAGCUGGAGUGCGCCGCGCGUCUGCUGCACUCGCGCGGGGACCAGCUCGGCGCCGCCUGGCCGCUCAUGAUGGAGAUCAUCUCGGCUAUAUCCCCGCACCACAGUGAACAACUCAUCAGGUCAGCCUUCCAAUGUGCUCAAGUUGUAGCGGGAGACUUGUUAGGGUGUGCCGGUCCAAGAUGUUUGCGGCAAGUUCUGGCAGCAGCGGCUGCCUUCGCUACCCAGACUAAGGAACUGAAUAUUAGUCUGACUGCUGUUGGACUUAUGUGGAAUAUAUCAGAUUACCUGUAUCACAAUCGCGAUAAGCUAGUAGCUGCGCUGGCCAGCGACGCGGCCGUGUGUCCCGAGGUGCCCAACCAUGCUGAGUUACCGCCUUUGGAUAAGCUCUGGAUGUGUCUGUACAUCAGACUAAGCGAGCUGUGCACGGAGCCGCGCGCGCCGGUGCGGCGGGCGGCGAGCCAGACGCUGUUCAGCUGCAUCGGCGCACACGGCACGCUGCUGAGCAAGCCCGCCUGGCGCGCGUUGCUCGCCGUGCUCUUCCCCAUGCUGGACCAGGUACAAAAGCAGUCUAACAUAGCAAGUUCGGAGAAGGUAGAUACCGGCGAACAUAUACUAAUACAUCACACGAGGAACACAGCGCAGAAGCAGUGGGCAGAGACACAGGUGCUAACCCUAUCAGGGGUGUCCCGUGUGUUUCACUCGCGGUUCCAACUUCUCACAACAGUAGGAGAUUUCAACAGGUCGUGGACAGCGUUGCUGGAUUAUAUUACUGAUUUUGCAUUAAGACGGAGUCACGAGGUGUCGGUGGGCGCGCUGAAGUCGUUCCAGGAGGUGGUGUCGGCGGCGGGUCGCGCCACGGACGUGCCGGCGCCGCUGCUGCGCCGCGCCUGGGCCGCCGCCUGGGCCGCCUGGGGCAACAUCGCCGGCGCCGACCCGCACCGCCCGCACCCGACCGAAGACGGCAAACCGGUGGAGGUGUACGCUCCAUCUUUAAACUUUCUCACCACGCUCGUACAGAUCUUCCCUCUCAUCUUCCAGCAUAUACGCCCUACGCUGUCGGACGGCGACGUGCGGCGGCUGGGGUCGUGCCUGGCGCGCGUGUGCAGCACGGAGCCGUCGGCGGCGGCGUCUGCGCUGGAGUCGCUGACGCCCGCCGCGCCCGUCAGCCUGCACGCGCUGCACUGCCUCGAGAUCGUGCACAAGGUACGGCCGCCAUUUUUAUCACUUCUUCCGUAA
Messenger RNA from Arctia plantaginis, 3954 nucleotides. The record is from the annotation of a GenBank genome assembly. NCBI's taxonomy places the organism in Eukaryota, Metazoa, Arthropoda, Insecta, Lepidoptera, Erebidae.